Pisolithus orientalis is the source of this 2214-nucleotide messenger RNA. Its product is annotated as FAD binding domain-containing protein. Bases 307 to 2124 code for a protein of 605 amino acids. NCBI's taxonomy places the organism in Eukaryota, Fungi, Basidiomycota, Agaricomycetes, Boletales, Pisolithaceae. The record is from RefSeq and is a predicted model, not a curated record. The transcript is spliced from 17 exons. Gene Ontology annotation, molecular function: FAD binding.
UGCGCGGCAUAUGAUGUUGACAUCCACAACAACUCCGAGAGCGUGAGUCUACUCGGCAAAUGGAGCCAAAUUCAAACUCUGUUCUUCCUAAUAGCUUAGGAUGAAUGCGUGGAGUGUGCUAAGACCCACUUGCUCGUACCACAUGGUGAUCAGUUUCAAGUCUGCAUGCUAGCUUAUAUGACUUCUCCGAACCAUCAAAUCAAGCAGCCGGAGCCCUUUUGAACGAUAUUGGAUGGUGGUUCACCGGCCGUACUUAAACAAGUUUCAAAUCGGGACCAUGGUUCCACCGUCCUCUCUGCCGCUAUCAUGUCCCCUAACGCUCCCGAAAGUUAUAUCGACGUUCUAAUCAUUGGAGCGGGGCCUGCGGGACUCACAAGUGCUACUGCCUUUGCGGCUGCAGGCGGUAUUAACGUUAGGAUUAUUGACCAAAGGGCAUCCAAGAUUUCUGUCGGCCACGCUGACGGCGUUCACGCAAGAACAGUCGAAGUUUUGCAAAGCUAUGGCCUCGCCGAACGCAUGUUACGCGAAGGGAAUCAACUAUACAUGUAUGCAUUUUACAAUCCCAAUGACGCCGGCGAAAUCGAGCUUACUGGUCGCGCUCCAGGCGUGAUUGCACCAACCGCGCGCUUCCCCUUUGUGGUGGGCCUUCACCAAGGAGCUAUAGAAGCUAUAUUCCUUGAUUUCAUGAGUCAGAAUAACUUGAUCGUGGACCGCCCUACGAGGCCAUAUGCUAUGGAGAUCUCGCAAGGACAGCCUCAUAGUCCAUCGUCAUACCCGGUGAAGGUAACACUCGAACAUUUGAACGCGCCUACCGAUGGAGGGAAGACAGAAGUCGUCCAUGCCAAGUACGUCAUCGGUGCCGACGGGGCACAUUCGUGGGUCCGCCAGACUCUCGGCAUCGAUAUGGUCGGAGAGCAGACAGAUUAUACCUGGGGUGUCGUCGACAUAGUUCCGGAUACCAAUUUCCCCGACAUUCGCAAUAAAGCAGCCAUACACUCCGAAAACGGGGCGUGCUUGAUUAUUCCACGGGAAGACGAUAAAGUGCGGUUGUACGUCCAAUUGUCAGAAGACGUUGUGGAUCCCAGUACUAGGAGAGUCGAUAAAAGUCAAAUGAGUCCGGAAAAACUUAUUGAGGUGGCCAGGAAAUCAUUGCAUCCUUACUACCUGUCUUUGUCGUCAGAGAUAGAAUGGUGGUCGAUAUAUAUCAUUGGCCAGCGUGUAGCAUCUAAAUAUUCAGACAAGGACCGCGUGUUCAUUGUCGGUGAUGCCUGCCAUACGCAUUCACCUAAAGCUGGUCAGGGAAUGAAUGCGAGUAUAAGCGACGCGCAUAAUCUUGCUUGGAAAAUUGUCCACGUCCUUAGAGGAUGGGCACAUCCGUCGAUCUUGAAAACUUAUGAGACGGAACGCAGAAACUAUGCACAAGAUUUGAUCGAUUUCGACAAACGAUAUGCAGCAUUGUUUUCAGGUAAGCCGAGAACCUUGGAGAAUCAAGAAGGCAUAACGCACGAAGAAUUUUCGAGGGCGCUCCAGAUUCAUGGCGGCUUCAUAAGUGGUAUAGGUGUCCACUAUUAUCUUUCUGCGAUCGUAAACACCAAACAUCAGACAUCUGCAAAGAAUCUCGUCAUCGGAGAACGCAUGCCCCCUCAAAUUUUCAUCCAAGGAGCAGACGCGAGACCGGUGGAAGUUCACGAUUUGUUACCUGCUGAUACCCGCUUCAAGAUUCUUGUCUUCCUCGGUCCUCUGGAUGGGUCCCGGCUCGUGAAAGUCAACGGACUCGCGAAUGAUUUAGACGCGCCUACGAGUUUCUUGAGAAAAUAUUCCAUAGACGGUCAAUUCUCCCACAUAUUCGACAUCAUAUCCAUCGCGCAGGGAGAUAAAUUCGUUUUCAACUACCUUCACGUCCCUCAGAUUUUUCGACCUCAUUGGUCUAAGGUCUUGUUGGAUGACAUUGAUGUUGCUAGAACUCAAGGGGGUGAUGCCUACGAAAGAUUUAGCAUCAAUCCACAAGAGGUGACGUUUGUGAUUGUCCGGCCAGAUGGAUUUGUCGGGAUGAUAGCCCCAUCUACUGCAUUAGAAGAUGUGGAUGAAUAUUUCGCUUCCUUCCUGAUUCCCCGUACAUGUUGAACUAUCGUAGAUGUUUCCCAUUAUGCAUGCAUUAUUGUAUCGUGUUUCAUCGUGCAUUUGGAUGUUCAAUAUUUCAAUACCAAUGUUCAG